CGCUGGAGGCGCUGCGCUCCUCCGAGGAGCCCCGGACCCCCGACUCCGACGGCGCCUCGGACGCCUCGGACGCGGACCCUGUGCUGGGUCCCCGGAGCCCUUCUCCCGCCGCGGAGGCAGUUGAGGAAGAAAUGGCGGUUCCUAAUCAACUCUGCAUUCGCCGCUGGACUACUAAGCAUGUGGCUGUGUGGCUAAAAGAUGAAGGCUUUUUUGAAUAUGUGGACAUUUUAUGUAACAAGCACCGACUUGAUGGAAUCACAUUGCUAACGUUGACUGAGUAUGAUCUUCGAUCUCCUCCUUUGGAGAUCAAAGUCCUAGGGGACAUUAAAAGGUUAAUGCUGUCAGUCAGAAAAUUACAGAAAAUACACAUUGAUGUCUUAGAAGAGAUGGGCUAUAAUAGUGACAGUCCCAUGGGUUCUAUGACCCCAUUCAUCAGUGCUCUUCAGAGUACAGACUGGCUCUGUAAUGGAGAGCCUUCACAAGACUGUGACGGACCCAUCACUGACUUGAAUUCUGAUCCAUACCAGUACAUGAAUGGCAAAAACAAGCACUGUAUUCGAAGAUUGGAUCCAGAGUACUGGAAGACCAUACUGAGUUGUAUAUAUGUUUUUAUAGUAUUCGGGUUUACAUCUUUCAUUAUGGUCAUAGUCCAUGAGCGAGUACCUGACAUGCAGACCUACCCACCACUCCCAGAUAUAUUCUUAGACAGUGUUCCUAGAAUUCCAUGGGCCUUUGCGAUGACUGAAGUGUGUGGUGUGAUUCUGUGCUAUAUUUGGCUUCUGGUCCUCCUUCUUCACAAGCACAGGUCAAUUCUUCUUCGAAGGCUCUGUAGUCUGAUGGGCACUGUAUUCUUGCUUCGCUGCUUUACCAUGUUUGUGACCUCCCUCUCCGUGCCAGGACAGCACCUGCAGUGUACUGGAAAGAUAUAUGGCAGUGUAUGGGAGAAAUUACACCGGGCCUUUGCCAUUUGGAGUGGCUUUGGUAUGACCCUGACUGGCGUGCAUACUUGUGGAGAUUACAUGUUCAGUGGCCACACUGUUGUCCUAACAAUGCUGAAUUUCUUUGUCACAGAAUAUACACCAAGAAGCUGGAAUUUCUUACAUACUUUAUCCUGGGUUCUCAACCUCUUUGGAAUCUUCUUCAUCUUGGCUGCUCAUGAACAUUAUUCAAUUGAUGUGUUUAUUGCCUUUUAUAUAACAACAAGACUCUUUUUGUACUACCAUACCCUGGCCAAUACCAGAGCUUAUCAGCAGAGUAGGAGAGCAAGAAUUUGGUUUCCCAUGUUUUCUUUUUUUGAAUGCAAUGUUAAUGGCACAGUACCUAAUGAAUAUUGUUGGCCAUUUUCAAAACCAGCAAUAAUGAAAAGACUAAUUGGAUGAAGACUGUAUCUUCUUUGUAAUGAGUUCAUGGUUAAAUACAUAGUUGUUAAAAAUGAGUAACUUUGCUUUCUCUCCCAGGUUGUUCCUGGAUGUCUGAAUGUAUUGCAUCUUGGCUUACAUGUUGACAGAUUUGCUAGUUCUGAGCAAGCCUGUAAUUAUUUAAAAAAAAGAAAAAGAAAAAAAACAAACAAAAAAAGAAUGAAUAAGAGUUCUUACUUAGUUGUGUGAACAGAAAGUUUAAGUAGAGUUUUUCUGCCCUUUCACUUUAGGAAGACUCAUGUUUGAUUCUUGUCAGGCUAUUACUCUUACUUAUUGAGUAUUUGCUUAAUGAAUGAACGUAAGCAAACCAAUUUUAACAGCUUGUUGGCUGAAGAGUUUUUAUUGAUUUCUAGUAGGACUUCAGUUAAGAAAUAAUACUUUUUUAACCUCUUUAUUAUCUUCAAAAGGAAAACACCUUACUAAGUGAACACUACUUGCUUUUUGAGCUAAUCUCUAUGUCUAUCUAGAAAGUGUUUUAUUGACAAAUAUUUUUUGCUUUCUGAAUCAUCUUUAAGCAAAGUAUACUGGUACAAGGUCCUGAGUUCAAACUAGUAAGCCUGAAACAAGAGAAUGCGAGUAGCCACGCAUGAAAUGACAAAACACUGAUGAGGAUGUCACUGGCCUUCUCAUUAAUGCACAUGUAGGGCUAGCAUUUUCCACCAAAGAUGCAACAAAAAAUGCAAUUCCUAUUUUGUGCUGAAGGUUCAGUGAGAACAUCAGUAAGUAUUCAUGAGGGAAAGAUGACUGCAUUCAUAAUAAUAAAUUGAUGUAAUUUAGGUGGUGUAUGGACCUGAAAUAACUUUGUGCUGUAAUUGUUAGAGAGAUGACAGCACGAUGUAACACUUUUUUAAUGGUGUUAUGUAAUGAGCCAAAUAAGAGUGUUUUAUGAAAUGUUAAAAGUUCUUGUCAGUAAGGGAAGUUUGCAUGCAGAUUUUUUCGUCUUCUGAAAAGAAAUGAAAAGAUUGUAGGUAUAGUGUUAAUUUUUUUUUUGUUUUUGAAAUUUCUCAUUCUUAACUGUCAGAAGUAAAUAAUCUGAGACAUAGUUGGAUACAAAAAAGAAAGUUUGUUGUUUUUUAUUUUU
Dipodomys spectabilis (banner-tailed kangaroo rat) is the source of this 2499-nucleotide messenger RNA. It is a transcript of the gene Samd8, whose product is annotated as sterile alpha motif domain containing 8. Gene Ontology annotation, biological process: ceramide biosynthetic process. Gene Ontology annotation, cellular component: endoplasmic reticulum membrane; Golgi membrane. Gene Ontology annotation, molecular function: protein binding; sphingomyelin synthase activity; ceramide cholinephosphotransferase activity. The coding region runs from base 132 to 1379 and encodes 415 amino acids. The transcript has 6 exons. The record is from RefSeq and is a predicted model, not a curated record. NCBI's taxonomy places the organism in Eukaryota, Metazoa, Chordata, Mammalia, Rodentia, Heteromyidae.